This is a messenger RNA of Colletotrichum truncatum, 1224 nucleotides long. Lineage: Eukaryota; Fungi; Ascomycota; Sordariomycetes; Glomerellales; Glomerellaceae. The record is from RefSeq and is a predicted model, not a curated record.
AUGGAUCUAGCGUAUGAUCACAUCCAGGAGAGCGUCCUCCCUAAGGACGACGACAAGAAGAAGGGCGAUUCCAAAGACCCAAACAACAAUCAGCCGCAGGCUUCGCUGAAUGAAGACCUCCAGGAGGCUUACAAAGCUCUCUCUACGAGUGCUUGGGGCAUGCGGAUCGGUGGCUUCUUGGGCAAUGCUGUCAAGCAGGGGCAAUCUGUCUACAAGGAAGCCUCCAAAGAGGUAACGGAACUCGGCGGAGAUGCUGCUAAGGGAUUUACAUCCAUCAUAAACCGUACACGAUCGCUCACCGUCAACACGACACAAGGCGAGGCCUCUGGGGAUAAAAGCAAAGAAACAGACAACCAAACGACACCGACCAAAACCAGAGACCAAGGCUCCGACGAAGCCAUGAGUAACUCGGAAACGUAUAUGACGAAGUUCCGUGCCGAGGCAGCCAGACGGCUAAAGGAGCUUCAAAAGGCAGAAGACGCGGCCGACGAGGCUCUGCUGCGGUUCGGCACCAACAUCAGCAAUUUCCUCAAAGAGGCGGUCAGCAUCGCUCCGCCUUCCGAUUCGAACCAAGGUAACACCGUCUUGUUCGAAAGCAAGGAUGCACAGGGAAAGCGUGUUAUCCAUACCUCAAGACAGGACGCGCAGCUUCACGUCAUUCACACAAGCACCGAGAGUUUUACAAAGGACCCUGCCACAGAAGAAUUCGCAGCUUGGUCCACGACUUUUGAUGCGGAGAAGAAGACUACGGAUAUUAGUGACGACUUGAAGAAAUAUCCUGAGCUUCGAGCGACAAUGGAGAAGAUGGUGCCUGAUCAGGUUCCAUAUGCUGAUUUCUGGAAGAGAUACUACUUCCUCAGACACGGCAUUGAGGCCGCUGAGGCUCGUCGCCGAGAUCUUUUGAAAGCCGCAUCUGCCGAGGAUGAAGUUAGCUGGGACGACGACUCCGACGACGAGUCUGCCCCCGCUCCCGCGCCCAAGGUCGAGCAGAAGCCUGUCCGGCCGCCGUCGGCAGAGUCCUCCACCACCAUCCAGCCCCCUGCACAUGCCUCCCAAAGUACUCUCAAGCCUAACGAAUCCCGCAAGUCCAAUGAUGAAAAGUCCCAGGCCGACAGCGAGGCAAGUUACGACGUAGUUGGCGCUGCCUCGGGUGUGCAGAGCCGAGCCCCUAACAGCCCCAAAGAGUCGCGUAAGGCCGACGACAGCGAUGACGACUGGGAAUAA